Messenger RNA from Schizosaccharomyces japonicus yFS275, 336 nucleotides. Its product is annotated as prefoldin subunit 1. Gene Ontology annotation, cellular component: prefoldin complex. The transcript has 3 exons. The coding region runs from base 1 to 336 and encodes 111 amino acids. Lineage: Eukaryota; Fungi; Ascomycota; Schizosaccharomycetes; Schizosaccharomycetales; Schizosaccharomycetaceae. The record is from RefSeq and is a predicted model, not a curated record. Gene Ontology annotation, biological process: protein folding.
AUGGACAAGCUGUUGAAAGAAAUCCAAGACAAAGCACUGGACGCACAACAGCAGUACCGAAGCGUCUCUAUGAUGAUCGCAUCCAAGGAGCGUCAAAACAAAAUGAAUCAAUUAACGCUUCGGGAGCUUUCUGAUAUUCAAAAAGACGCAGCCGUGUAUAGUGGGGUUGGAAAAAUCAACGUUGACACUGUCAAAUCUUCCAUUGACAAAGAUGUCAAGUCCAACAAUGAAGACGUGGAAGCGCUGAAGAAGAAACUGAACUACUACGAAACAACAUUAAAGAAUGCCACUGAACAUAUUGUUCGCGUUCAACAAGCUAAUAACGCUGGUAAUUAG